This is a messenger RNA of Bombus huntii, 2079 nucleotides long. Its product is annotated as E3 ubiquitin-protein ligase XIAP-like. NCBI's taxonomy places the organism in Eukaryota, Metazoa, Arthropoda, Insecta, Hymenoptera, Apidae. Gene Ontology annotation, molecular function: cysteine-type endopeptidase inhibitor activity involved in apoptotic process; ubiquitin protein ligase activity; nucleic acid binding. Gene Ontology annotation, cellular component: nucleus; cytoplasm. The transcript has 7 exons. Gene Ontology annotation, biological process: negative regulation of apoptotic process; regulation of cell cycle; positive regulation of protein ubiquitination. The record is from RefSeq and is a predicted model, not a curated record. Bases 1 to 1701 code for a protein of 566 amino acids.
AUGAGGUAUCAUUCUUACGAACUAGAAACGUUAGCAGUUGUGAACGCCGUCAAGCAUUUCCGUCAUUAUCUCCACGGACGAGAAUUUCUUGUCGUCUCCGAUUGUAAUCCUUUGAAGGCAUCCAGUGGUAAGUCAAUUAUGCACUUAGGUUGGGAUAAAACGCUUGAGAAACUGUGCGAGUGUUACUGGUUCGAAGGAAUGGCGGAGUAUGUUCGCCAAUUCGUAGAGAACUGUCACGCUUGUCAAGUUUCGAAGGCCAGUUCAGGUAAAAUACAAGCUGAAUUACAUCCUAUACCUAAGACCAGCAUACUUUGGCAUACAGUUCACGUGGACAUAACGGGCAAACUAAGCGGUAAAAGUGGUUCGAAAGAUCCCUGCCGGAUAAUAGCGGAUCAGGGAAGAUGUUUUACGGGCAAAGAAUUUCCAGACUUUUGUCAAGAUAAAUACAUUAAACUCCAUUUAAUUGCGACCGGAGCUAGUAGGGCCAACGGGCAGGUAGAGCGUAUUAUGAGUACGCUAAAAAACAUGUUCACAACAAUAGAAACCACCGGGCGGUCCUGGCAAGACGCGAUCGGGGAAACACAACUGGCCUUAAAUUGUACCACCAACCGCGUGACUAAGUCAAGCCCGUUGGAACUACUAAUCGGUAAAACAGCGAGACCCUACGGCUUAUCCCUACCCGACAGUAUCGAAGAAAGAGAGAAGAAGCAAGACGUUCGAGUUUUCGAAAAUUGGCCUGUAUCUUUCAUUGACCCUGUCAGUCUUGCAGCUGCAGGAUUCUAUUAUACUGGAAACUUGGAUGUAGUGAGAUGCUUUGAAUGUCAAUUGGUGGCAAGUCAGUGGUCGGUGGGUGAUAUUCCCAUGCAGAUUCAUGAAAUGUGUUCUCCAGAGUGCAGAUUUAUCCGCAAUGAACGUUGUAAUAAUGUACCAAUUGGAGCAAGUCCUGCUAAAGUUCCACGGACAAAACGAAGAAAUAGAAAUAUAUCUUGUCCUCAUGGUUUACAAUAUCAAGAGUCAUUUGAUUUUAAUGAUCAUGGAUUUUUAAGAUCCUCACGCACCCCGACGGCAUAUCAACUUAGCCGUUUGGGACUAAAAAGUGUUAAGAAACCAGAAAUAUUGCAAUAUGCUAGUUACGAAUCCAGAUUAAAUUCAUUCGCAACAUGGCCUACAGAUGUGACACAGCCAAGUGAAGAAUUAGCCCAUGCAGGCUUCUACUACACCGGAAUAAAUGAUUUCACUACCUGUUACCAUUGUGGAAUUUGUAUAGGCAAUUGGAGACCAGAAGACGAUCCAUGGGACAGACAUAUGAUUUUGUCUCCCAGAUGUUAUCAUCUUCUUCCAGCACUGGGCUGGGAAUAUGUCAAUAAUGUAACAGACCAGGAGUUAUAUGAAACUGCUGAAGGUGCACCAAUAGAAAGUACAGAUGAGAAUCCUGAGAGAUCCAAUAGUGAAAAUGUUACCAAUGAAAUGACUCUCGUUGAGAAAAUUAAUAUACUUUUUACUAUUUUAGCCACUCUGGAGGAAGAAAAUCGACCAUUGAAAGAUGCUCGUUCGUGUAAAGUUUGCACGGAACGAGAAGCCACAAUUACGUUCCUACCUUGUGGACAUUUAGCAACAUGCCAGUACUGUUCACCAGCUUUCACAACGUGCAUCAUUUGCCGAAGAAAAGUCAAGGCCAUUACCCAUACAUUUUUCGCGUAAUGCAUGCACAUGUAAAAAUUAGCUUAUUCAUAUCUCUUAUAUCAAUAUACUUUAUAAUUUCUUAAAAAUGACAUGACGGGCAUUCUUUGACGCGCUCCCGUCGACUAAAGAGUAACGUCUUUACGCUCAGCAAUUAUUUUUACGAGUCAGACUUAGAUUCAGCGAGAACGCCCAUCUGUCAUCCCGUUGGCCGCGGAUUUGUUAUUGAACCGGAGAUCACUGUCACUAGUGUCGCGGACGUCUCACCGCCGUGAUAGAUUGUCAAACCUGCGUUAUUCAUACCUGUGUCAAUAAAUCGUAUCUUCGCUACACCGCAACGAUGACUACCUUCAAUGAAGACUCCUCAAACUCCGACAACCCUAUCCCCACUGCCUCUCC